AGAAAAACAAACAAACAAACAGGUCAGCUCUGUGGUCCUUAAAUCUCCAUAUUACUCUCCUCCUUCCUUUUACUCUUUCAUUUUCCAUUCACCAUUCAUAACUGCCAAACACAACACAACACACACAAAUAUUACAAAAUGCUUCUUCUUUAUAGUCCUCUAUGACUCUUUCUUCUUAAAAAAUUUCUUCUUGGUUUUUGUGCCUCACUUUCUCUUCUGCAACUCCAAUAAACCAAAAGAAUAAUAGUAAAGAAAAAAAGAAAGGGGAAAAAAGGGAACUUUUUUUGUUCCUUUUGGUGAAUAUUUUUUAUAAGGGGUUUUAGAAAUUUGCUUUUCAAAUAUGUUGAGCAAAUUUGGAACUUAAAGAUUUUUUUUUUUUUUGUCUUUCAUUUUGGUGUUAAGUCAAAGCUAGUGAAAAAGGAGUCUUUUUUCUCUUUUUUUGGUUCUUUUGGUGAAAACUCAUUAAAGAAGAGGUGAUUCUUGAAUCUUUUUCAUAAGGGGUUUUAGAAAUUUUUACUUUUAAAAAAAUGGUGAGCAAACUUGGAGCUUAAAGUUUGCAUUUUUUUGCAAAAAAGACUGUUAGAAAGUAAAAAAGGGGUUCUUUUGAGGUGAUUCUUGAAUCUUUUUUGAUAAGGGGUUUAAGCAAAAAUGGUGAGUAAAUGGGGGAAAGUGAAAUUGGCACUUGGUUUGAAUCUUUGUACUUAUGUUCCUAAAAAAACAUUGGAUUAUAAUAAUGAUGAUGAUGAUAGUGGUGAUAGUGUUGAUAGUUCAAAUGUUUCUGAAUCAGAGAGACAUUCAGGUGCAGCCCUUAUAGCACCAGCAACAGUGGAUUGGGAGGUUGCUCAGGCAACUCCAAGGUCACAUGUGUUGAAACUCUCAAAGAGCUUAAGUAGAUCUUCAAAGAAAACAUGCUCUAUAUGUUUGGCUUCAAUGAAGAGAGGGGAUGGCCAUGCUAUAUUCACCGCUGAAUGUUCACAUUCGUUUCACUUCCAGUGUAUUGCUUCAAACGUGAAACACGGAAACCAAGUUUGCCCAGUUUGCCGAGCAGAAUGGAAAGAGAUUCCUCUGCAGUUUCCCAGCCUUGAUCCUCCUAUUGGCAGAGCUAGAGUCAAUCCUGUCGACUGGCCCCAAAAUAAUCCACUAAUGACCGUAAUACGUCGUUUACCAACAACCCGUCCAACACCGAAUCGACAUAUUUCCCCAUUAUUUCAAGCUCCCGAGCCAGCCAUCUUUGAUGAUGAUGAAUCUUUGGGUCAUCAACUCAAUUCUACUGAGAAAAGUGCUUCUAGUUGCGAGUCUUGUGACAACAGGAAAGUAAAGAUUGAAACUUUCCCAGAGGUUCCGGCUGUCUCAAUGUCAAUUGCUUCAGAUAACUUCACUGUGUUAGUCCAGCUGAAGGCUCCUGGUUCAGGUAAAAAUGAGGUAAAUUUUUCCUCGGUUUCCGAAACACCUCGUGCUCCUGUUGACCUUGUCACAGUUCUUGACAUAAGUGGAAGUAUGGCUGGCACUAAACUCGCGCUACUAAAACGAGCUAUGGGUUUUGUGAUACAGAAUCUCGGUCCAUAUGACAGGCUAGCAGUAAUUGCCUUCUCUUCGACAGCUCGCCGCCUCUUCCCUCUUCGUAGGAUGUCCGAAACAGGACGGCAACAAGCACUGCAAGCUGUAAACUCAUUGGUUGCAAAUGGAGGGACAAAUAUUGCUGAAGGCUUGAGAAAGGGUGCUAAGAUAAUGGAAGACCGUCGGGAAAAGAACCCGGUCGCUAGUAUAAUAUUGUUGUCUGAUGGUCAGGAUACGUAUACAGUCAGUAGCAAUUCCGGUAGUACCCAGCAGCAGCAACCUAACUACAAGUUACUUCUACCUUUGUCCAUUCACGGCGGAAAUAGUUCAGGGUUCAAAAUACCAGUGCAUGCGUUCGGGUUUGGUGCUGAUCACGAUGCUUCAUCAAUGCAUUCUAUAUCAGAGAUUUCAGGAGGAACGUUUUCAUUUAUCGAGACGGAAGGUGUCAUACAGGAUGCUUUUGCUCAAUGCAUCGGUGGCCUUCUCAGUGUUGUAGUUAAGGAGCUUCAAGUAAGUAUCGAGUGUCUUCACCCAGGUAUCCGUCUUAGCUCUUUAAAAGCAGGAAGCUAUCCAAACCGCUUAAUGUCAGAUGGACGCAUGGGAAUGAUCGAUGUCGGAGAUUUAUAUGCUGACGAAGAGAGGGAUUUUCUGGUCUCGAUCAAUGUCCCUACUGAAUCUUCGUGUGCAGAAACAUCAUUGUUAAAGGUUAAGUGCGUAUACGUUGAUCCUUUCACAAAAGAGAAAGUUUCCAUCAGAAGUGAAGAGCUUAGUAUCAAGAGACCUGAAAAGGCUGGACAAGAAGGUGUUUUGAUUGAAGUGGACAGGCAACAGAACAGGCUCCGAGCAGCCGAGGCAAUGGCACAAGCACGAGCAGCCGCUGAGAAAAACAACCUAGUUGGCGCAACUUCUAUCCUCGAGAACUGCAGAAAAUUGUUGUCAGAGUCGGAAUCUGCUAAAUCUCAUGAUCGGCUUUGUAUUGCACUCGAUGCUGAGCUCAAGGAGAUGCAAGAGAGGAUGGCAAGCAGACACGUAUAUGAAGCAUCAGGAAGGGCGUAUAUCUUGUCGGGUCUGAGCUCACACUCAUGGCAGAGAGCAACAGCACGAGGCGACUCAGUGGAUGGUUCGAGUCUCGUCCAAGCCUAUCAAACCCCAUCGAUGGUUGAGAUGGUAACUCGGUCUCAGGCUACAUUACUAGCUAGCCCAUCAGCUCAAAGACUUGUUCGACCCGUUUGGUCAUUGGCAUCACAACCUAAGCCUCGGUAACAAUUAUAUAAACUAUUCUUGUAAAGGAAUAAAAUUCAGCCAAGUGAAAUCGGGGGAAGGUGCAUUAUAUUUUUAGGAAAAGGGAUGUUGUAAGGGCAGACUAGUUAGGUUCUUAUGACUUUUGGUCUUGUUUUUUGGUGUUUGUUUUGACAUUUUGUUGUUGGGGGUGAUGUACAUAAGGAGAGAUGGCUUAUUUCUCUGUUAAAAAAGGGUAUAAGUUUGUAACUGUGGGAUUUUCUUGGAGAACUGUCAUCUAUAUAUAUAAAAUCCUGCAAAGUGAUUCUUUUCCUUAA
Lycium ferocissimum is the source of this 3113-nucleotide messenger RNA. Its product is annotated as E3 ubiquitin-protein ligase WAV3-like. Bases 649 to 2820 code for a protein of 723 amino acids. The record is from RefSeq and is a predicted model, not a curated record. Lineage: Eukaryota; Viridiplantae; Streptophyta; Magnoliopsida; Solanales; Solanaceae. The transcript is spliced from 2 exons.